Messenger RNA from Poecilia reticulata (guppy), 2069 nucleotides. RefSeq names its product macrophage mannose receptor 1-like. Lineage: Eukaryota; Metazoa; Chordata; Actinopteri; Cyprinodontiformes; Poeciliidae. The record is from RefSeq and is a predicted model, not a curated record.
UUUUGAGUGUUUUCUCCAUUCUUCAUUUUACUCUCAGGUCCUCACAGUUAACUUCUCUAUGCAUUAUGGAUGGAAACGCUAUUAGAUACACACUUCUCCUCGGGUUGUGUGUCCUCCCUCCAUGUUUUUCACAAGUGUAUCACGUUGUAAAUGAAAGAAAGAACUGGACUGAAGCCCAGAGGUACUGCAGGGAAAAAUACACAGACCUGGUCACCAUCAGCAGCACUGAAGACAUGGCCCUAGUGAAGGACAUACUCAAAAACGAAACUCAUGAAUUCUGGAUUGGGUUGUAUGGUGACGUUAAUAACUGGAAGUGGUCUCUGGAAAAGGAUGGAUUUUAUGAAAAAGAUCAGGCUGAAUUAAGACAGUGGAACUCAGGGGAACCAAACAGUGCUGACGAUCAUUUUCUGUGUGCUGAUAUACAACAACUAGCUGCAUGGUCUGACUACUGGUGCACUGGUAAUAGACCGUUUGUCUGCUACAGCGGUUCAUCUCCAAAAUACAUCUAUGUGACGACACCGAUGUCUUGGGACAAAGCUCAACUUUACUGCAGGAAAAACUACAUAGAUCUGGCCAGUGUGAGGAACACAUCCGAGAACAACGAAAUCAAUGUGCUUGUGGAAAACUACGCAUGGAUUGGCUUGUACAGAGAGUCUUGGAGGUGGUCAGACGGUCAGCGCAUGAAGAUGACUUCCUUCCGUAACUUUAAUACAAGUCAAUCAAUAAAAGUCCAGAGCUCCUGUGUGACUACAACAAACAGUAUGUGGAAUAUAAGACUCUGUUCCAGCACAUAUCCUUUCAUCUGUAAUGGACCUCCUAGGAAGAUGAGGGUUGUAAAGAUUAUGCUGUCCAAAUCCGAUUCCUCAUUGGACCUGGAAAAAGAGCAGGAUGCCAUCUUGCAGCAGCUGAACCUCAAACUGAAGGGCUAUGGCCUUGAAGACGUCAAACUGAAAUGGAUCAACCACUCUGACGGAAAGACGUUUCACUUGGAAAAGAAAGAAGACAAAAAAACAAAGGGUAACAACUAGAGGUGCACUGAUUGAGUUUUCUGGCCAAUCACAGAUCUAUUAAAACUCCUGACCUCCCGAUUCUGAUUCUGAUUUUGGCCGAUACCAAUUUUUUUUAUCUAAAAUGUUGCUAAAUGUAGCAAGAAAGUUGACGAGUUGCCAACAGUGAGAUGACUAUUGUUAACUGCAAACAUAUAGUCCUGAUCUGGUGGGCCGGUCUGCUGGUCAAAGCAGACCGGCCCAACAGAAGAUAACUGUUGAUUUAAAUGCCUUUGCUGAGGUUGAUAAAAUUGGUAGCUAAGAUCGGCUUCACAUGUAAAAAUUGGCCAAUCACAGAUUUCCCAAGAUUAGGGAAAUUGGCACUAAUAAAUCGGAUGGCCAAUAAAUUGGUAAAACUAGUAAAACUGUGAGACGGAGUAAAACUUUGUUCUCUGAAAAAGAUGGCAGAGCAGUUUUUGAUUUGCUUAAACAUAAUUCUCCUGACUGAUAUUCACUUUUAACGUUGUAGCUGCAGAUCAUAAGCAGAGGUGGUCUAACAGUAUCUCAUGCUCCAACUUCAAAAUAAUUAAAUUUCUCCUGAUCUUUCUUGUCUUUGAUUUUGCAUUCUGAUCUUUCUGUAAAGUUUGUUGAGUUGAUGUUUGUAUGAAUUCUGCCUUAAUGAGCCAGGUUUGGUUGAUUAUUAUUACCUUGUGUUGCAUUUUUUGGCAUCUCUGUCAUGGGUUGGCUAUUAAAAGGAACCAAAUUCAGGAAGAAGGCUAUCCAUCCAUCCACCAUCCAUCCUGAAAACCCGCCUGGUGGCCAGCUUUCAGUCCACAGAGGAAUCAUUGGUCACCCUUCCCAUGCUCUCACUGCAUGUGGGAGGGGCCUAAACGACCAGGUGUCAUGUGAAGUUGUGAUUAAGUUGUGUCCCAGAUAUUUUGUCAAAGUAAAAUAUUCAAACUCCAAAAGAAAACCCAACUUUGAUACUGGUGUUCCAACUGAAUGGUGGAAGGGAGUGAACACCAAGGCAGUGGCGCAAAAAGUGGGUAUGCAGCGCAUGCAACGCAUAGGGGCGCAGCACCA